UUACGAAUGCGGUAACAGGAAGCAUUAUUAAUAUUUAAAGAUAAUAUAUAAUUGAAAAAGUUAUUUAAAAUGGCUGAUCACGACAACAUGUAUGAUGAUGAGGAGUUGGUGUCAACAAAUCCCAAUCAAAGAAAUUGGCGAGGAAUUUUGAUAGCUUUACUCGUGAUUAUUGCUGUUCUAGCUUUGAUUGUUACAUCCGUGGUUGUCUUAACACCUCCUGACGAAGGUCCUCGUGUUCGUGGAACGCGAUUACGUUUAUCUGAUAUAUUAUCUGGAGAGUUAUCUCCACUUCCAUUUAAUGGUACUUGGGUAAGUAAUCGUCAUAUAUGCUAUCGUGAUCCUUGGGGUGGUAUUUCAUUAUUAGAUGCAUCUGAUCCAAAUGCGACGGCUCGCAGCCUUAUGUCGAAUGAAACUUUCCGACGUCUUAAUCCAACAACAUUUUCUCUUUCGUCAGAUCAUCGAUAUCUUCUUUUAUCUCAAAAUGUUGAGAAACUAUUUAGAUUUUCAUACCUUGCCCAAUACAUUAUUUAUGAUAUUAAUGCACGUGACGUAAUUCCUCUAACUACUAAUCCAGAAAAAUACGUUCAUCCUUACUUGUUAUACGCUCAAUGGACUCCUCGAGGUCACGGUGUUAUAAUGGUUCAAAAUUAUGAUAUUUAUUAUAAAACAAGUCCAACAUCUAAUAUUGAAUAUCGUGUAACUAAUACAGCUGUACCUGGUAUUUUAUCUAAUGGAUUUCCAGAUUGGCUUUAUGAAGAGGAAAUUCUUCAAAGUUCUCAAGCAAUCUGGAUGUCAAAAGAUGGCCAUAUGAUGUUAUAUGCAUCUUUCAAUGACUCAUUAGUUGAGGAAAUGCACAUAUCAUGGUUUGGUGCAGAAAAUAAAAACCUUUAUCCGGAAACAUUGUCUUUAAGAUAUCCUAGACCUGGUACACCGAAUCCUCAGGUGAAACUUCAUGUUGCGGAUUUGGCUGAUCCUAAAAAUAUCAACAUUAAAACUGUUAAGCCACCAGCUAUUCUUGAGCAUACCGAUCAUUAUUUCACAACUGCUUCUUGGAUUUCUUUAACCGAAGUUUCCAUAACUUGGUUAACUCGUGCUCAGAAUGUGUCGGUAAUCACCGUGUGUAAAAGUCCUUUGUGGCAUUGUCAAGAAAUCCAAAGAAUCAGUGAAAAUCGUGGUUGGGUCGACGCAUCUUCACAUCCACCACUAUUCUCAUUAAAUAGUAGUAGUUAUAUAACGAUUGCUCCUGUAAGAGAUGGUCCAGCCGGUUUUUUUAAACACAUCGUCUGGGUUAAUGUCGUUAAAAAACAAGUUGUGCCUCUCACGCAUGGACGACGUGAAGUAGUUAAAAUAUUAGCUUGGGACCAUGCUAACAAUACAAUAUAUUUUCUGGGCAUUCCAGCAGGGCGACCGGGGCAACGUCAUUUAUACAAAGUGAGUUCCGUUCUUCCAGAAGUGGGGUCAACACUCUAUCCAGCAUUUUGUAUAACAUGUCCUGCUUCUAUUAUGAGAGGAAAUAACUUAUAUACAUCUGAAAAUGACAAUAAUAUUCAUUCGGGAAUGUUGAGUCUUUCAUCAGAUUGGUCAGAAAAUAAAGACUGGAAUGAUCAAUUUAAUGAACAGGAAGAUGAUGAUAAUGAAGAUGCUAACACUCAUGAAGUAACUUCCAAUCAUAAGAACACAAAUAAAUCCAAAAAAGUCAACACAAAAAAUGAAGAAUCGUGUCAAUACCACAGUGCAAGUUUUUCACCCGGAUAUGAGUACUUUAUAUUAGAAUGUUUAGGCCCUAGCAUUCCUACAGUAUCUCUGUAUAAAACACAAUCACCACUACCGCGCUUUAUUAGUCUUCUCCAGAAUAAUACAGCGUUACGAGAGAAGAUAGCAAGGAUUGCGCUUCCACAAAUAAAAACAUUUCCAGUGCAAAUAGGUGGUGGAUAUAAUGCCCAAGUACGGUUAUAUUUACCUCCCGGGCUUAGAGAAGAUGAAAUAACACGAUAUCCAAUGGUUGUUCAAGUUUCUGGCGGACCAGGUACGCAAUUGGUCACAGACAUGUUCAAAAUUGAUUGGAAUACUUACCUUGCAAGUAGAAAAAACAUUAUUGUCGCACAAAUUGAUGGUCGAGGAAGUGGUGGGCAAGGAUAUAAAAUGCUCUAUGAAGUAUAUUAUAGACUUGGUACUGUAGAAGUUGCCGAUCAACUAGAAGUUACAGAAUAUUUGAGAGAUUCGUUACAUUUUGUUGAUAAACGCCGAGUAGCAGUUUGGGGAUGGAGUUAUGGUGGUUUUGUUGCCGCCCUUGCCUUAGCAGAACCUGAACAAGACGUUUUUCAGUGUGGAAUUAGUGUAGCUCCUGUCGUCUCAUGGAAACUAUAUAUUGUAAAGUAUUUUCCUGUCAUCUAUACUUUGCCGAACAAACCUGCUAAUUGGUAUGGUAUCUGUAUUCGCUCGAUUACCGAUGAGCAUGCGGUGAGAAGUAAUGUUUGUAAACAUUGUUUCCAUCUGACAUGUGUAAAAGUUAGAUUUGCUCUGCGUUCAAGAUCUGAUGUUGUGAAUUUUGUUGCUGAAAAGUGUCCUGUUUGUCCAACUACAUAUCCUCAGCCUGAACCCGAUUCUAAAAUAAUGCAAGAGAUAAAUGAGAAGCUAGGGUUACUUGAAGAUGUUAAAAUGCAAGUUACUAGUAUUGUUGAAAGAUUGGAUGGCUUGAAUGACUUUUGCAAAAAUUUGCGUGAAGACUAUGUCAACUUGGAAAAACGUGUUGCUGUGGUUGAAAAUGCUACUGCUGCUUCGUCGGAGAUUUAUCAUAAUUUAAACAGUGUCAAUGUAAUUCAAGAUAUUGAAGUCCGCCAGCUACUUCUAGAAACAAAACAAUUGUGUGAUGAACUUUUUGUUUCUGGAAUUUCUGAGAUGCCUUUCGAGAACUUUAGAGAUAUUGUGAUUAAUUUGGGUAAAUUUUUGGGACUUCAAGAGAUUGAUGUCAACUGUGUUUCAUCGGUGGAGCGUCUUGGCAAAAGAAGGAUAGCUGUUGCUGGAGUUGAUUCUCCGCGUUCUCGUGAUGUUCUCGUUAAGUUUGAGUGGUGUUCCAAUAAUUUAUUAAAAGUAAAUGCUUCAAAGACUAGGACGAUUAUUUUUGGUUCGCCACAGCAUGUAAAUGAUCCUGCUUGUGUUACUGCUCAGAAUAUUAUGAUUGGUGAUACAGUUACCGACUACACUAUCUCUGUUAAGUAUUUAGGUGUUAUUUUAGAUGACAUUCUUUCAUGGCAUGAUCGAGUUAUUGCAAUGUGUAAUCGAUCGAUGUACUGCCUUGCGCGAUUGAAAAUGAACACUGACUUAUUCAAUCUUCCAAUGCGAAUAAGAUUAGUUGCAGCGACAAUUUUAUCUAUUUUCGAUUACUGUACAGUGGCCUACACUGGCAUGUCAGGCACGUUACUAAAAAAGCUGCAAAGAAAAUUCAAUGCCUGCAUCAAGUUCAUUUACAAACUGGCGAGGUAUGAGCAUAUUACUCCAAGCAGAAGGUCACUUGGUUGGCUGACAUUAUCAGAUCCAUAUCCAUCCACCCAUUCAGCAUAUGCUGAAAGAUAUAUGGGUUCUCCAAAUGUAACGUCAAAUUACAAAGGAUAUGCUGAAUCCGAUGUUUUCAACAAGAUUGAGUAUCUGCGAGAAAAAAUGUUUUACUUAAUUCAAGGAACUGCAGAUGAUAGUGUGCAAUUCCAACAAUCAAUGACAUUAGCACGUCAUUUAGCUCAAAAAGAGUUAUACACCAGUCAUACAUUUCGCCGAACUUCGGCAACACUUCUUGCCGAUGCUGGUGCUAAUUUGACAACGCUAAAAAGACACGGGGAUUGGAAGUCUCAUCAAGUGACUCAGAGCUAUAUUGAAGAUUCUGUUCGUAGCAAACGACGUAUUGGUGAGAAAAUUGCCCAGGAUAUUUACAUUACUGAAGAAAAUAAUUCGUCUGAGAUCGUAUCAAAGGAAACUGAAAUGUCUGACAAAAGUAAUCUUGUUAUCAACGUAGAUCAAAUGUCUUCCGUAACUGAACCUACUGCUAGUUCAUCACAAAUGAAAAUUUGUGCUACCACUACUAAACACAACGUAUCUAAUCUUUGA
This is a messenger RNA of Microplitis demolitor, 4098 nucleotides long. RefSeq names its product inactive dipeptidyl peptidase 10 (gene Dpp10). Gene Ontology annotation, biological process: DNA recombination; proteolysis; DNA integration. NCBI's taxonomy places the organism in Eukaryota, Metazoa, Arthropoda, Insecta, Hymenoptera, Braconidae. Gene Ontology annotation, molecular function: dipeptidyl-peptidase activity; serine-type peptidase activity; DNA binding. The coding region runs from base 70 to 4098 and encodes 1342 amino acids. The transcript has 16 exons. The record is from RefSeq and is a predicted model, not a curated record.